AUGGAUCAGGCCUCCUGGAUGGGCAACCUCCGCAUGUUCAUGCACCCAGGGGACUCACAACAGCCUGUGGUGGUGAUGCCUGCCCUCGGCAUGGCUGCUGGUGAUUCAAAUUUUUCACGCGUCAUGUUCUUGCAGCACCCAUCUCAGCUAGCGUUCGUGCAGCAGCAACAGCAACAGCAUUCGCAGCAGCAGCAGCAGCAGCAGCAGCAGCAGCAGCAGCAGCAGCACCUGCCCCACCGACACCAGUACCAGUACCAGCAGCAACAGCAGCAGCAGCAGUAUCAGCACCAACACCAGCAGCAGCAGUAUCAACAGCAGCAGCAGCAGCAACAGCAGCAGCAGCACCACCACCACCACUUCGGGCAACAGCUGCAGCAGCAACAACAACAAUUCCAUCGCCAGCAGUACCAUCAGCCAGCACAGCUUGCGCAACAAAUGCAGCAGAUGUCCUUCAGCGAUGUGUCUUCCGGCACCAUGCAGUCGACGACAAGCACUGAGCAUUCUGGACGAUCCACGGCGAGCUUUGGUGUUGUAGGCCAGGCCAUGCCUCCUGUGCCAGCCCAGCACCAGGCACAGCCCCACUCACAACACACGCCCACGACGCUGUCCACGGAGGUUCGGCCGUACUUUCCACAGGACCAUGCAUUGCCGUACCGGCCAGCCCAGGAAGACGCGUUUUCUGCAGGCUUCUCUCACUCUGUCAUCGGCAGCAACAGCCACACCACAACCACUGCCGUCAGCACCAACGCCAACAGCGGCAGCCAUCUCCAUCACGAUGGCCAUGGCAUCAACAACAUCAGCCACAACCACGGCAGCAACAGCGAGAACCAUGGGCACUUUGGUGGAGCAGCCAUGUUGCCUCGCGUGCCUGAUCUUCCCACCAACUCCAUGCCCUCUGCCGCUGACACACCGCAGCGCCCUGCCUCCACCGACGGGUUUGCUAGCAGGCUGAACCAAUACGACCUGUCUGCUCUGUUUCCAUCGUCCAAGGUGGAAGGCACGGGUGCUUUUGGGUCGCCACGGCACCUGCCCACCACGACGUCUGACGACUACUCUGCCAACGGCGGUGGUGUGAACACGACAAUGGCGGCACCCGCCACUCAGCACACGGCUGAUGCAAUGUACGGCCUCUCUGGUCUCACCGCAACCGCGUUCUCUUCAGACAACGUGACUGCCUUCAUGAACGACCUGCAUCCGUUUGACUCCCAGCACGACGACGUCGACGAUCUUGCCUUUGUUUCCACUCACCAGUUGGUGGCCGACGUCCUGGACGACAACGAGCAGCCUGAACACCUCUUCGAGCAGCUCCAGCACCACCAUUAUGAGCAGCAGGCUGAGCAACAGCAGCAGAACCCACAGCAGCACGGAGAGCAGAAUCAGCAGGCUGAACAACAGCAGCGGGACGAAGAGCAAGAGCAGUCGCGCAAAGACUAUGCUACCAAGGUCCUUCGGGCUUGCUACGACGGCGACAUUAGCGUUGUGGAGGACGCGUGCCGCGACCCAAGCUUCGUGCGGCAAAUUGUUGACGCUGAUGGUGCCACCCCUCUCCUCUUUGCCGUCAGCAAGAGGCACUAUACCAUGGUGGAAAUGCUGCUGGCGGCCGGAGUCGAUCCAGAACAGAAGCACUCCAACAGCCUGACGCCAUAUGAAGUGGCCAUGGGUUCAGGAGACCCAAAGCUGAUCAGCAUCUUUGAGGAGAACGCUAAGCAGUGA
Molecule: messenger RNA, 1713 nt
Organism: Salpingoeca rosetta
Lineage: Eukaryota; Choanoflagellata; Craspedida; Salpingoecidae
Exons: 4
Coding region: 1-1713 (570 amino acids)
Molecular function (GO): protein binding
Source: RefSeq, a predicted model, not a curated record